This is a messenger RNA of Klebsormidium nitens, 2344 nucleotides long. Lineage: Eukaryota; Viridiplantae; Streptophyta; Klebsormidiophyceae; Klebsormidiales; Klebsormidiaceae. The record is from the annotation of a GenBank genome assembly.
UGUCCAGACCUCUUGAGUCUUCCCACAAUGGUGCUUCAUCCUCAACUUCAAGUCAGCUUGGUGUUUACCCUACACUAGAGAGUUCAGCAGGAGAGUGCAGCAGGGGACGCAUGCAAUGGUGCCAGUGGUCUAGAGCCUACAACAGCUGUAGUAAAUGUACCCAUUCUCGCCUACUUUGAGUUACAUUAUCAUUUAUGUAUUCAAUGGAAGUCAAGCUUCUCAACUGCUGGCGGCUUCGUGAUUUGUAGCCCGCUGAACUUUCAGGACUCACUUUGGCAACUUCGUUAUGGGGUCGGAUUUCAGUUUCCAUUAGAGAUAUCAGUCUUAAAGACCAAAAGAUCGUUUCAAUUGCAAGCAGCAAAGUGAGGUGCCCCCAGUGCAAGAGUGCAGAGCAAGUUUAAUUGCAAAAUGGAAACGGAUGGUGAACCUGACGUUUGCUGUAUAACCAAUGAUUUCAGCUUUGCGUAUGACAAUGCUGCAUUUAGUGACCGAGUGCUUCAGUUGAGAGUCAAAGACAGUCCAAUUCCUUUGGGCCAGCUGACGCUGACAAGUGGUGAUGCAUCCAGCAGUGGGAUGCCUCAGAACUGUCGCACCCGCUCCAUCCACGUCAGUUCAGCAAUCCUGGCGGGACGGAGCGCGUACUUUAUGAAGCUUUUUGGACCAAGCGGCUUCAAGGAGUCCAUGCAGAAGAAUGUGACCCUGGAGGUUUUUCCGGAAGAGGAGCGCCCCAUGAUCCUUCUCCUCCGCUUCAUGUUCGGAGGUGGCCACGUCCUCGACAGUGUCACCGAUCCCACAGAGAUCAAGACGCUGCUAAUGCUGGCAGACCGCUUCGAGGUGCGCGCCUGCGCUGAGCAGUGCGUGCGCUCCCUGGCGCGCCUCCCACUGACACUCGCCAACAGCCUCUUCUUCCUCACGCUCCCCGAGAGCCUCCAACAGACGUACGGCCCUCUGAAGAAGGUGGUCAAGUCGUGCAGCACUUUCCUGGUGAGCAACUUCAAGGGGCUGAGCCAGGCGGACCACUUUGAGCAGCUGAAGACGGUGCCCCUCCCCGUGAUGGAGAACCUGCUCAAGAGCGACCUCAUGGUCGAGGCAGAGGCCCGAGUCUUCGAGGUGUUCCUGGCCUGGAUCCGCUACCACUAUCCGGCAGACUGCAGACAAGAGCGCGACGAGGCUGUGGCCCGCCUAGCGCCCCUCAUCAGGUUUCCGUUCAUGCCCGGGGAGUACCUGUACGAUUGCGCCGCCAAGGCGCCCGAGCUGGACACCCCGGUCGGUCGUGACUUGAUCAAUGAGGCGCUCUGGUACAAGGCCUUCUCAGAGGAGCGCCGGCAAGAGCUGGCGGUCACCACCAUGGAGCACAGCCGGUAUCGCAUGCGGCGGUACGGCCACUUCGUGUCCUUCACCUUCCAGUUCCGGCUGGAGCAGUUCCUGGGCCUCACGCUCAACGGCGGCAGCCUGCAGUCGCCGCAGUUCCGGGUGGGCGCCCACGAGUUCGACGUCAAGAUCAGCCGCUGCAGCCGCGCCAACGACGCCGGCACGUACGCCAUGUUCAUCGGGCUGUGGAGGGUCGGUUCCAGUAAAGGGACGGCAGAGUGCGAGUUCCUCGUCCAGACCCAGCCAUCGGGGGACUUCAUCAGCCCCCGUGGGUUCGUCAAAGGGGGAGACUUUCCCGGGCCUCAGCAAGACUGGUCGUUCCAUGACUGGCUCGGCAUCCCGUGGGAGGAGGCAAUAGGGCCACACAGCCCCUACUUGCAGGACGGGCUGAUGACGAUCCGAGCAGAUGUUCUAGUCCUGGAUCCGACCUACUACAACCCGAAAGAAGGACCGACCAGACUCUGCAAGUAGAGCGAGGGAUCGUACAUCGACAAUCAGUGCCCGUUUGUAACUAGGAAGAGCUUCAGUAAGCAGCUGUGCAGGCGGAUCUUCAGCGUAGUUAGGCUCUUGAGAGAUGUUAGGAGAAGUCAGAAUGAGAUUGUAUAUAGUCGGCAGCUGCAAUUAUGAUGGUCAACGCUCCUCCAGCUCCUUAAGGUCAGUUGAAGGUUCGAAUCAGGAUACACUUGGAUAGGCCAAGGCUGGCACUCCCAGUCUGUUGUACAGAAAGCUCAAGGACACAUACAUGCACACAGUAGGGAUUCAGAAGAAAGCGACUCGGUUGACCUGGCAUGCAUCUAGUUGCUUGCAGAGCGGGGGGCCAAGAUCAAAGUGUCCUAACUUGAGCAUCAUACACAGGUAGGCAGCAAUUGUUUGUCUGUGCGCCCAGAUUUGUGCAGUGGCAGGGCAAGGAAGAGUCGAAACGCACAUGACAUCAGUCAAAGCACACUCAUUGCGCAGAGGGCAUUCAACCAAG